UAGCAUCACACAGGUGCUUUUCCGACGGGAUACAAUACUCGCUUGUAACAAACAGAGCACGGAGAAGAGCAACGGUCGUUAGUCGAGAUCUGCCGCGUCACAGAAGAACCACACUAGAACUUGAACAGAAAAAACAACUCAAAACCUGUCAGACCAUCGGAGAAGUGAACUCGAACGAACCUGAGAGAAAACGGAGCCUUUGUUUUCAGAAGCAGCAGGGAGCAGAACCGGAGGAAAGAUGAUGAGUUUUCUACCAUACUUCUCCGCUGAGACCUGGACCCUCCUGGCCCUCCUCAUCACCCUCAUUGUAGUGUACGGGUACUGGCCCUAUGGUGUAUUCACUAAGAUGGGUAUCCCUGGUCCCAAACCCCUACCUUACUUUGGCACAAUGUUGGAGUAUAAAAAGGGCUUCACUAACUUUGACACAGAGUGCUUUCAGAAGUACGGGAGAAUCUGGGGGAUCUAUGAUGGGAGGCAGCCUGUUCUGUGUAUCAUGGACAAAAGCAUGAUCAAGACCGUCCUGAUUAAGGAGUGUUACAACAUCUUCACCAACCGCAGGAACUUCCAUCUGAAUGGUGAGCUGUUUGAUGCGUUGUCCGUUGCCGAGGACGACACAUGGAGACGGAUCCGCAGUGUCCUCUCACCUUCCUUUACCUCUGGACGACUAAAAGAGAUGUUUGGUAUCAUGAAGCAGCACUCUUCUACCCUGCUGAGCGGAAUGAAGAAGCAGGCAGAUAAAGACCAGACCAUUGAAGUGAAGGAGUUCUUUGGGCCCUACAGUAUGGACGUGGUCACCAGCACAGCUUUCAGUGUGGACAUUGACUCUCUGAACAACCCUUCAGACCCCUUUGUCUCCAACGUCAAGAAGAUGCUCAAGUUCGACCUGUUCAACCCACUGUUCCUCCUAGUCGCUUUGUUUCCCUUCACUGGUCCUAUCUUGGAGAAGAUGAAGUUUUCUUUCUUCCCGACUGCGGUGACAGACUUCUUUUACGCCUCGCUGGCUAAGAUCAAAUCUGGACGUGACACUGGGAACUCAACUAAUCGGGUGGAUUUCUUACAGCUGAUGAUCGACUCUCAGAAAGGCAGUGACACAAAGACAGGAGAGGAACAGACUAAAGGACUGACUGAUCAUGAGAUCUUGUCUCAGGCCAUGAUCUUCAUCUUCGCCGGCUACGAGACCAGCAGCAGUACUAUGAGUUUCCUGGCCUAUAACUUGGCAACCAACCACCAUGUCAUGACCAAACUGCAGGAGGAGAUAGAUACUGUGUUCCCCAACAAGGCUCCAAUCCAGUACGAAGCUCUGAUGCAGAUGGACUAUUUGGACUGUGUGUUGAACGAGUCUCUGAGACUGUACCCCAUCGCCCCGCGACUAGAGAGGGUCGCCAAGAAGACGGUGGAGAUCAACGGCAUCGUCAUCCCCAAAGACUGCAUUGUCCUGGUUCCCACGUGGACCCUCCAUCGUGACCCAGAGAUCUGGUCUGACCCUGAGGAGUUCAAACCAGAGAGGUUCAGUAAGGAGAACAAGGAGUCUAUUGAUCCGUACACAUACAUGCCAUUUGGGGCGGGGCCCAGGAACUGUAUCGGGAUGCGCUUCGCCCUGAUAAUGAUCAAACUGGCCAUGGUCGAGAUCCUCCAGAGUUUCACUUUCUCCGUCUGCGACGAGACCGAGAUCCCUCUGGAGAUGGACAACCAAGGUCUGCUGAUGCCAAAACGACCAAUCAAACUGAGGCUGAAGGCCCGUAGAAACACCCCUAGCAACACCACCGCUACCACUCUGAAGAGUCCAACAACGUGACCAAAUGCAGGAGCACCCUACCCUGGAGUACCUCUCUCUCUCUCUCUCUCUCUCUUCCCUCUCUCUCUCUCUCUUCCCGCUCUCCUCCCCCCCCCACACAGAAGGGCUUUACUACAGACAGAAAAACUCCUCCGAAAAACUCACCCCGCUAAUGAAAAUUUCUGGUAUCUUUUAUUUCAGCUCAUGAAACAUUUUUGUUCAACAGCCUCUCUAUCUAUCUAUCUAUCUGUCGAUCGGCUACUGAAUAUUCAGUCCUUAUCCUAACCCUGCUAUGGGCUACUGAAUAUUCAGUCCUUAUCCUAACCCUGCUAUGGGUUACUGAAUAUUCAGUCCUUAUCCUAACCCUGCUAUGGGUUACUGAAUAUUCAGGCUGGGAUUCAAUAGGCUACUUAAUAUAAUAUAAUAUGAUUAAAAAAUGGUCAUUGAAGCCUGGUCUCAGUCUCAUGCUUGGUUUGAGUAGGACUCAGUAACCCAUUUCCACCAGAUAAAAGAGAGAUAGUAAUACUAUGGAUGCAAUAGAGGUACAUGUCUUGUUAAAGGUAGACACCAGGGGUAUUAAAUCCAUGGCAUGAUGUCAUGUCUGGAUCCUGCACACUACUGGCUGGUGGCUGGAAUUCUCCUAGAAUGUAGAACUCUAGCUGGUGUUCUCUAGAACUGUACUCUCAUUCUGUUCCUCUGGGUGUUCUGCUGUCCAGUCAUUCCAAAAUAUAAUCUUUACUGUCUGUUGAGAUGAUCCCUGCAGCUGCUUGGUUUUAACUUUAAUCAUCACAAACCAAUAAAAUCAUCACACUAAUGAA
Molecule: messenger RNA, 2592 nt
Organism: Oncorhynchus mykiss (rainbow trout)
Lineage: Eukaryota; Metazoa; Chordata; Actinopteri; Salmoniformes; Salmonidae
Source: RefSeq, a predicted model, not a curated record